This is a messenger RNA of Chara braunii, 2039 nucleotides long. NCBI's taxonomy places the organism in Eukaryota, Viridiplantae, Streptophyta, Charophyceae, Charales, Characeae. The record is from the annotation of a GenBank genome assembly.
UCGUCUUUCGUCUUCGGUUCUUCUUUGGCAGUUGUCUCUUCAUCACCUGCCCCCUUGUCCAUCAUGGCUCGCACGAAGCAGACGGCUAGGAAGUCUACUGGGGGCAAGGCCCCUCGGAAGCAGCUGGCCACUAAGGCGGCACGCAAGUCGGCCCCUGCCACCGGAGGAGUGAAGAAGCCGCACAGGUAUCGCCCCGGAACGGUUGCACUCCGGGAGAUCCGCAAGUACCAGAAGUCGACUGAGUUGUUGAUCAGAAAGUUGCCGUUCCAGCGGUUGGUAAGGGAGAUUGCGCAGGACUUCAAGACCGAUCUCCGUUUCCAGAGCUCGGCUGUGCUCGCGCUCCAAGAGGCUAGUGAAGCCUAUCUGGUUGGUCUGUUUGAAGAUACCAACCUCUGUGCCAUCCAUGCGAAGAGGGUGACCAUCAUGCCGAAGGACAUCCAGCUGGCGAGGCGUAUUCGGGGAGAGCGUGCCUAAGAUGCGCAAUCGCUUGUGAUUUGGCCAGCCUGAGUGUGUUGGCUCUUCUCAAUGGUGUAUUUAUACACCACCAAUGUUGUUUAGACAUCUGUCUUCUCUCCGAGUGUGCUCGAACCAUGACGUCCCUUUGUACAGCAUUAGGUAUGCCCUGUUGGUUUCAGUGUGUAUAUUUCGAGUGAGGUAAGCAGCUUGAUGAUGGGAGGGGAUUCGUGUGCUAAUCAGACGUUAUGUAAUGAAGAUGGGAGGGUAUUCAUGUGCUCUUGUUUUUCGACUGUUCGAUUGUAGAUUUCUUGGGCCUUCGUGUCGGUUUUCUUUCAUUGCUUGUAUGGCGAUUGAUCCGUUGCGGUGGAGUUUACGUUGUGGUUGUUGAAUGAGGUUUCUUGUAUGAAAAUAUCAUGAAUACGUUGAACGAGGAAAGGACGCGGUGGAGGAUGAAGGGAAGGCAUGCGGAAUGUCGGCGCGCUCUUGAGAUAAUACGUGGCAGGAAGGAGCGAAGGCUGAAGUAUGUCCUGCCGUGGUGUGCUUGAGACAACAUAAGCCAGGUAGCAGGGAGGAUGUUGGAAGCUCGUGAAUGAUGGAACUGGCGGAGAAGUCACAGAGGCUUUGAAUUGACAUAGCGACCGGACGGGAAAGAAGGCGUGUCCGGCGUAGACAGAAGUGGGAGAGUGUACUAUGGUUUCGAAAGUCGAAUCCGAUGCGGACGAGGGUAAUGAGUUGGCAUUGAGCUUUUUGUGGUUGGACUGAACCAUCUUGUGACUGAUGGUGGUGUGAGGAAUGCCACUCGUGGUUAAUGGGUGGUGCUAAUUUCGGCGAAAUUUUCACCGAAACUGCCAUAUUUCCCAGAAUUUUUGCUUGUUUCUUGUUUGAUUUAUGUCUGAUAUUUGCUAGAGGGUAUAUCUGUGCUCAGAUUCAGCAUAUUUGGACGAGUAACGGAGUUGUCGAAAACACCGAAUUCGAGAAAAAAUUUGGCGAACUCCGAAAGCUACUCCGAAUAGGGUUUUAUAGUCCGUUUGAGUUUUUUUUGUUAGUUUUUUUUUGCCUGUUUCGUUUUUUGGGCCUGCAUAGUUUGUUCGCAAAAUUUUUGGACAUUGUUUGCAGUGAUGCGGCGAAAAACCGCAUCCGAAUUUUGGGCCUUCCAUUAACCGCGCGUCACAAAUGCCUGGUCUCUUAGUAUUUCUCUUAUCUUCCACGUAUGUCACUUGUGAUCGACGGUAUACUUAUGUGAUUUGUGAUCGGCGGUAUACUUCAUUCCGUCGUAAUUCUAUUCUCCUUCAGCCGUGGUCGUCUACCAGCUGUUUUUGCGCUAUGAAGCGGGGAGCACGGUGAAUUAUGUAAGAAUCUCGCUAAUUCCUGUUUCAAGUUGUUCUUGUGACUUGGCGUGUGUUCUCCGUCGGUAAUCCCUCUUCGUUGCUGCUUAAUCUCUCUCUACUUUUCUGCUCGCUUGGGUUCCUGUGGUUUAGUGUUUUACCACUUCCUCCAUGUGUUCGCUCUUCUUUCGCCACUCCUUUUUCUAAUAUUAUUCACUUCCUCUUUCUUCGUUGUCUUAAUGAAUAGUAUCCCUACUC